This is a messenger RNA of Zophobas morio, 930 nucleotides long. Its product is annotated as myeloid differentiation primary response protein MyD88-like. Gene Ontology annotation, cellular component: plasma membrane. Lineage: Eukaryota; Metazoa; Arthropoda; Insecta; Coleoptera; Tenebrionidae. The record is from RefSeq and is a predicted model, not a curated record. Gene Ontology annotation, biological process: positive regulation of canonical NF-kappaB signal transduction; innate immune response; defense response to Gram-positive bacterium. Gene Ontology annotation, molecular function: Toll-like receptor binding; TIR domain binding.
AUGGCUGGAAGACGUGAAAAGGGAUCUACAGGAAAUGGGUAUCGAAGAUUGGAAAAGCAAAGCUGCCGACCGCACCCAAUAGAAAACCAUGAUGACCGUAUAAUAGUUGAAUACUUUUACUGUAUCACAACGGAUGAUGUUGAAAGAGUUAGUGAAGGAUGUUCCGUGAAUUAUGAUGCCGUUCUGUUGUAUGACCAGGAUGACAUCGAUUUCGCUAUCCAAGUUUUGGAAACCACGGAAAAAGAUUAUAAUAUGAGAUUCAUUUGUAAAGAUCGUGAUUUAGUAGGAGGGGGACUGUAAAUGGACAAAAUGAUCACUCUGAUUACAGAGCGUUGUAACAGAGUGGUUGUUAUUUUAUCAGAUAAUUUUUUUAAAAUUUCUGUGAAUGAUUAUUUGGUCAGAUUUGCACAUGCCUUUGGGAUAGAUAAAGAAAGAAAAAUUGCGCCUAUUGUUUAUAAAGACCUAACAAUUCAACUUGCUAACAUUAAAUACAUGUUUACUUUAAACUACAAACGCAUGGCGCAUUUUAAUUUUUGGGACCGUUUGCGAGAUAGCAUAAGAGUUGGAGAUCUUGAAAAAAUGAAAGUCACGAGAUCUAAAUCUGAUAAAGGACAGGCAAUUAGAUCAGUUGUUCAAGAAAAUAAGGAGUGCAGAUUAAAACCAAUACAUCAGGCUGUAAAAUAUCAUAGUAACAGUGUGGGUAACUUGAAUAAUUUGGAUGUCAUAAAUGAACCACCUCUAAACCCAAGCACAAGUGCUGAUAAUUUAGAAAAGAUUUCAGAUACUAAGAAAAAGAAAAAACCUGGUUGGUUUAAAACGUUUAAAGAACAUUUAAAAAAGGAAAAAAAUGAUUGUAUGAAACAAGAAACUAAGAAAAGCAAGCAUUUCUUCAAAAAACACAUAAAGAGAGCCACCGCUGUUGCCAAUUAA